This is a messenger RNA of Sclerotinia trifoliorum, 1276 nucleotides long. Lineage: Eukaryota; Fungi; Ascomycota; Leotiomycetes; Helotiales; Sclerotiniaceae. The record is from the annotation of a GenBank genome assembly.
UACUUCUCACAUCUUCUUCCAUUUUCAAUCUACAGUUCAACACAUUCCACAAUAUAUAAAGACAGCUCAGUUGAUAGUCUCAACCUUCUCACCGAUCUAAAUCAUAAAAUAUGGCCCCAAAAACAGUUUUGAUUACUGGGUGCAGUGAAGGUGGUAUUGGAGAUUCUCUUGCAAAAACUUUCCAUAGCAAAGGUCUUCGAGUUUUCGCUACAGCUCGAAAUGUUUCUAAGAUCGAACAUCUUAAAAGGUUAGGACUGGACACUCUUGCCUUGGAUGUUACAGAUCCUACAUCCAUCAAAAUGGCUGUCGAAGCCGUCAGUUUGGCGACUGGAGGAACUUUGGAUUUCCUCGUCAACAACUCCGGUGCUGGUAUGUUUUGAAUUUUAUGUGCCUAAUUCAGAGCAUUCUAGAACAGCUGCUCACUCAAAAUAGGAUACGCCAUGCCACUACUAGAUACUGAAGUAGAAGUUGCACAAAAGAUGUUUAAUGUAAAUGUCUUCGCAGUCAUCACAGUAACCCAAGCAUUUUCACCACUCCUCAUCUCUGCCAAAGGAAAAAUCAUCAACAUUGGUUCAGUCCUCGGUGUUUCCCCUAUUUACUGGCAAGGAUAUUACAACGCCAGUAAAGCAGCAGUCAAUCAUAUAACUGAUCAACUUCGUCUUGAACUCGAACCUCUGGGUGUCAAGGUCAUUCUUGUAAUUACCGGUGUGGUGAGAACCAAAUUCUUCGACAAUCAACCAUCGGUGAGGUUACCCGAAAACUCUCCAUAUGCCCCGGCGAGAGAUAUCGUUGAACAUGCUGCGGGAGGAGAUGAAGAAUUGGCAUCUGCAAUGGAUGUAGAUGUUUAUACAAAUAAAGUAGUGGAGAAUGCCUUGAAGAAGAAUUCACAGACACAUCAAUGGGCUGGUGGAAAUGCUUGGACGGUUUGGUUUGUUUCGACAUUUUUUCCGCAUACUAUUUGGGUUAGUUUUGCGCUUUCUUCGAUUCCCCCUAUUUUCUUUUCCGGAACAUACAUGAUGCUAAUGAGUAUUAGGACUUGGUCUUGCCCUCAACAAAGAAUAUUGGUGAGUUGAAGAAGAGACUGUUGGCCGCGGGAAAAAGGGAAUAGUUAUUGGUAAAGGAGAUAUUUCCUGGGUUGUAAUAUGGGGCCAAGUUCGCAGGCACUAGGCGUUAUUAGAUGAUUUAUUGGACAUUGGAAAAUGUGUUUCCUUUACCUUCGGCAUACUUCUUUUCAUCACAUUUCGUCUUUCUCAAUAUUUUGUAGUCUCGAGUUUUU